This is a messenger RNA of Odontomachus brunneus, 2547 nucleotides long. Its product is annotated as probable cytosolic oligopeptidase A. NCBI's taxonomy places the organism in Eukaryota, Metazoa, Arthropoda, Insecta, Hymenoptera, Formicidae. The transcript has 11 exons. Gene Ontology annotation, molecular function: metalloendopeptidase activity. Gene Ontology annotation, biological process: peptide metabolic process; proteolysis. The record is from RefSeq and is a predicted model, not a curated record. The coding region runs from base 192 to 2372 and encodes 726 amino acids.
UCAGGGGGCUGGCCAAACGUAUAGCGUGGCCGCUCUCAGGUUUUAUCUGAGUCAUGCAACAGCAUAGGGCUUUUUACCGGAAACUGGUUAUGGGGAUCCCUAGACCGCGUAAAUUUCGGAGCGGCUGAUUCUCCUCGAUAAAGUAAUAAUGAAUUUUUAAGAUUAGAAAGUAAUUUCACAUAUAAAGCAAAAUGGCAGUGUCUUUCUGUGUAAGAAGAAUUGCCUCGACGCGGCAUAAUUUCCUGAAAAUACCCAAACGGCAUGGUUACAUAGUCUUAUUACCAGAAAUAGGUGAAGAGUCGUCUGAGAAGAAUCCUUUGUUAAAAGAUAAUAAUUUACCUGAAUUUAACACAAUUACAAUUGAGAAAUGUAUUGCGGCUAUUGGGAGACAAACUGUGGAAUUCGAAGAGAAAAUAAAUAGUUUGCAAACAGUUAUAGAAUCGAAAAAAGAUUUAGAUGUAUUUAAUGAUCUACUUCAUACAAUCGAGGAUACGUAUUUGCCUUUAGAGACUACAUGGGGCAUAGCAAAAACUUUAUAUUUUGGCAACCAGAGCGUUAUGCCCACAAAAUCUUACAUGGGGAUUCACGAGCGCGCAAUAAGAGCUGCAGCUAGUAAAUUCAGCAAUAUAUCACUUUAUAGAGUAUUCAAGGAAGCUUUAGAGAAUAAAGACAUAAAAUUAACACACUCGCAAAAGCGAGUAUUGAGCAAAUAUGUAUUGGAAGGUACAUUGAAUGGCUUGAAUCUGGAAGAUAAAAAAUACGAUUUAUAUAUGGCCGACGUAGAAUAUCUUGGGUUCAAAGCUAAGGAAUACAAAGCAAAAUAUGAGGGUGCUACAGGAGCUUACAGUAUCACGAUACAUAAUAGAGAAAUCGUAGAGGAUUUUCCGGAGAAUUUUCUUAAGACUAUUGCGCUCGAUCCCAAACAACCUUUCUUAGGUCCGUGGAAAAUCACUUUAAAGCCGUACAUCUUGGAACCGUUUAUGGAGCAUUGUCCUGAUCGUAAACUGAGAGCGACGAUCUGGGAAGCCGAUGUCAUCCGUUGCUCUACAUACCAAGAAAGAUCUGUUCAGGCCAGCGUAACUUUAGAGGAAAUGCGAGGUAGAAGACUCGAGCAGGCGCAACGUUUGGGAUACAAGCAUUUUGCAGAGAUGAGUAUGAACACAAAAAUGGCUGGUAACAUGGAGAAUUUGCAAAAUACGCUGGAAACUUUACGGAGCAUCGCACGACCUGUUCAGGACUUAGAAAUCAAAAGUUUGACAGACUUUGCGAAGGAGAGGGGUUUUACAGACACUUUAAGGGUGUGGGAUGUGGCAUAUUGGAGUAGAAAACAACGUCAUUCUUUAUACGACUGUAAAGAUAGUACACUGAGUCCGUACUUCCCGUUGCCGACCGUGUUAUCAGGCCUAUUCGAGCACAUCGAAUUUCUUUUCAACGUGAAGAUUAUUGAGAGUAAAAAGGCCGAUAUUUGGCACAAGGACGUUCGGUUCUACGACGUGUUUGACUUGAAUGUGUCUAGCAAUGUUCCUGUUGCAAACUUUUAUUUGGAUCCCUACGCUAGAGGCGCAGACAAGUUUCGUAAAGAGCAGGAUUCGGGAUGGGUGUCCACGAUCAAGAGCAAGAGCAAAAUUUGCGAUAGCAAUCCGUUGCUCGCUCUGAUUUUCAAUUUCCCACCGCCGAUAGGCGACAAACCCUCGCUGCUAUCUUUCAGGGACGUGCAGAUACUCUUCCAGAAGUUUGGACAUGCUCUACAGCAUUUGCUAACCACAGUUGAAUAUUCGGACAUUGCCGGAUUAUCAUUCGUAGAGUGGGACGCGGUGUUUAUUUGCGAUUUCUUCAUGGAAAACUGGUUGUACGAACCAUUUAUGCUACGUAAAAUUUCCGAGCAUUACGAGACGAAGCAACCGUUGCCUGCGGAGAUUAUUGAAAACAUUAAGAACAUGAGAUCGUAUUUUGCCGGCUAUAAACUGUGCAAGGAACUUUAUCUCUCGCAAAUGGAUCUAGAGCUGCAUUCCAGUGAAACGUUUUGGGUGCCCAUGAUGAAACAACUGUGGCCGAAGUACUUCGCGUUGCCACUUGAAAAAAGGGAUGUCCACGUUUGUUCCUUCGAGGCUUUAUGGAGUGGUAGAUGGGCAGCUGCAUAUUUUAGCAAAAUUUGGUCGGAGAUGAUAGCCGCCGAUUUAUACACGGCGUUCCAGGAAAUCAAACCCGACGACAAGUCACAACAGAAGGAAUUGGGCGCGAGGUUCCGCGACACGUUUUUAGCUCUGGGUAGCAGUUACCCCGCUGCUGAGAUUUUCAGGAAAUUCAGAGGCAGAGAUCCAAGUCCGCAGGCGUUGCUCAAUAACGUCGGCUUAACGCGAACGACAAAGUGAUGUAACUAUGUGAUCAGAUAGAUUUUGCCACUGUUCGCAGCGUAGCGGAAAAAUAAAUCAGAUUUAUAUAGUAAAUUCCGAAAGAUUAGUAAAGUCGAUUUAUAUUAUAUACUAUAAACUGAUGUAUAUAAAAUGUUACAUGUUAUAUAAUAAUAUAAAUCGAUUUAUAUAUUAA